Arabidopsis thaliana (thale cress) is the source of this 1696-nucleotide messenger RNA. It is a transcript of the gene bHLH104, whose product is annotated as basic helix-loop-helix (bHLH) DNA-binding superfamily protein. Gene Ontology annotation, molecular function: protein dimerization activity; DNA-binding transcription factor activity. The transcript is spliced from 5 exons. NCBI's taxonomy places the organism in Eukaryota, Viridiplantae, Streptophyta, Magnoliopsida, Brassicales, Brassicaceae. Gene Ontology annotation, biological process: regulation of DNA-templated transcription; intracellular iron ion homeostasis; chemical homeostasis. The coding region runs from base 681 to 1532 and encodes 283 amino acids. Gene Ontology annotation, cellular component: nucleus. The record is from RefSeq and is marked reviewed.
UGAGAUUGUAAUCCGCCAUAUACUAACUCGAUAACCCUGACUUUUUAGAAAUCUAAAAGUAUAACCCUAUAAUAAAAUAGAUUAUGUCCAACUCGCGGAUUCUAAACCUGAAUUGACAUGGCGGAACCAUUCAUAAAACCAUACCAAUUCUUGCGUUUUGGAAAGUUGGUUUCCUUUUCAUUUCUUUGAAUUUGAUCCUAGAUUGUGUAGUUCUCAAGCUCAUGCUCUUGCUCGUCAAAAACGUAUCAACGAUUUGCUUUUCCUUUAGACGUUCUUGCAUCGGAUUGGUUUACUCAACUCCACUCGAUGAAAAAGUUACUAUCUUAAAAAGAACAAAUGCAAAUUCAAUAAAAUUCCCCAAUAUCUACGCAUGAAAAUAUGAUUCUGUCUUUUUUUUGUUUGUCUAUCUUUCAAUACUUUAAAAAGUGUAUUUCUAGAGGCGAUUUGUCAUUUCCCGAAUAGGAAUUUGAGUAAAAAAAAACACUCUGUUUUUUAUUUCCACUAAUAUCAAAUCGGCGAAUAUAGUUCCCACCAUUCUUAUCUCCUUGUCGUCACUCGGAAUUUUUUAAAUAAUAGGAUCGCUUUAAUAAUAUAAUCUCUAUAAUUUAUAGUUCCUUUUCCAAUAUUGGCGUCUCCGUUGAAGCUUUCCACAAAUCUCAAAUUUGUUUGGAGACUCUCAAAUGUAUCCUUCUCUCGACGAUGAUUUCGUCUCUGAUUUGUUUUGCUUCGAUCAAAGCAAUGGAGCAGAACUUGAUGAUUACACACAGUUUGGUGUAAAUUUGCAGACUGAUCAAGAGGAUACCUUUCCAGAUUUUGUGUCAUAUGGUGUGAAUUUGCAGCAGGAGCCAGAUGAAGUCUUUAGUAUUGGAGCUUCUCAAUUGGAUUUGUCCUCGUAUAAUGGAGUUUUGUCGCUAGAGCCAGAACAGGUGGGGCAACAAGAUUGUGAAGUUGUGCAGGAAGAAGAAGUAGAGAUCAAUUCUGGUUCAUCUGGUGGAGCUGUUAAGGAAGAACAGGAACAUUUAGAUGACGAUUGCUCCAGAAAGCGGGCAAGGACUGGAUCGUGUAGCAGAGGAGGAGGAACUAAAGCGUGUCGUGAAAGGUUGAGGAGGGAGAAGCUAAAUGAGAGGUUUAUGGAUUUGAGCUCGGUUUUGGAGCCUGGGAGGACUCCUAAGACUGAUAAACCGGCUAUACUCGAUGAUGCAAUCCGUAUAUUGAAUCAACUUAGAGAUGAAGCUCUUAAGCUUGAAGAAACUAACCAGAAGCUUUUAGAGGAGAUCAAGAGUCUCAAGGCGGAGAAGAACGAGCUGAGGGAGGAAAAGCUGGUGUUGAAGGCGGAUAAAGAGAAGACAGAACAACAGUUAAAGUCUAUGACGGCUCCAUCUUCAGGGUUCAUACCUCAUAUUCCAGCUGCAUUUAACCACAACAAAAUGGCUGUUUAUCCAAGUUACGGUUACAUGCCAAUGUGGCAUUAUAUGCCUCAAUCCGUUCGUGACACAUCUCGUGAUCAAGAACUCAGGCCUCCUGCUGCUUAAACUCUCAAUUGUUUUUUUUUGGUACCCAUAGGGAACUCAUAGAGAUUUCUGAAUCACUUGGUUUAGGAUUCUUCCGUUUGGCAAGUGUAAAAGCUUUACUCUUGAUCUUGGGUUGUAUUUUUCUUAUAAAAUAAAUAUAACUCCAGAAACUUGUGAUUCUUCUC